This is a messenger RNA of Acanthamoeba castellanii str. Neff, 180 nucleotides long. RefSeq lists its product as uncharacterized. The transcript has 2 exons. The coding region runs from base 1 to 180 and encodes 59 amino acids. NCBI's taxonomy places the organism in Eukaryota, Discosea, Longamoebia, Acanthamoebidae. The record is from RefSeq and is a predicted model, not a curated record. Gene Ontology annotation, cellular component: membrane.
AUGGAAGUUGUGGACAUCCUGCUCAUCAUCUUGGCGAUCUUCCUCCCGCCCGUCUCGGUCUUCCUCAAGCGAGGAUGCGACAUUCAUUUGCUCUUGAACAUUCUCCUCUGGAUUUUUACGUGGAUCGGCGGCGUCAUCCACGCGACCUGGGUUGUGCUCACGACCAAGGGCACCAUCUAA